AUGGUGAAGCUACUGCCGGCCCAGGAGGCAGCCAAGAUCUACCACACCAACUACGUGCGCAACGCGCGCGCCGUGGGCGUGAUGUGGGGCACGCUCACCAUCUGCUUCUCGGUGCUGGUCAUGGCCCUGUUCAUCCAGCCCUACUGGAUCGGAGACAGCGUCAGCACACCGCAGGCAGGCUACUUCGGACUCUUCUCCUACUGCGUGGGCAACGUGCUGUCCUCCGAGCUCAUCUGCAAGGGAGGCCCGCUGGAUUUCUCCUCCAUCCCCUCCAGAGCCUUCAAGACCGCCAUGUUCUUUGUGGCCUUGGCCAUGUUCCUCAUCAUUGGCUCUAUCAUCUGCUUCAGCUUGUUCUUCGUCUGCAACACGGCCACUGUGUACAAAAUCUGCGCGUGGAUGCAGCUGGCUGCGGCCACGGGCCUGAUGAUUGGCUGUCUGGUCUACCCCGACGGCUGGGACUCCAGCGAGGUGCGGCGCAUGUGUGGAGAACAGACGGGCAAGUACACGCUGGGCCACUGCACCAUCCGCUGGGCCUUCAUGCUGGCCAUCCUCAGUAUCGGCGACGCCCUCAUCCUCUCCUUCCUGGCGUUCGUGCUGGGCUACCGGCAGGACAAGCUCCUCCCCGACGACUACAAGGCAGAUGGGAAAGAGGAAGUGUGAAGCCGCUGGAGCUGGAGGGCGGU
Lepus europaeus (European hare) is the source of this 683-nucleotide messenger RNA. RefSeq names its product LHFPL tetraspan subfamily member 5 (gene LHFPL5). Gene Ontology annotation, cellular component: plasma membrane. The record is from RefSeq and is a predicted model, not a curated record. Gene Ontology annotation, biological process: detection of mechanical stimulus involved in sensory perception; sensory perception of sound. Bases 1 to 660 code for a protein of 219 amino acids. The transcript has 3 exons. NCBI's taxonomy places the organism in Eukaryota, Metazoa, Chordata, Mammalia, Lagomorpha, Leporidae.